GUUUGUCCACAUUUUGACCAUAAAUUCAAAUCUAAACAGCUUGACUUCUGUAACCUACGUUUCUCCGUUUCGCAUAUAUGUAUACUUCAAAAAGACCACGACUUUCCAUGCCUCAAUCUCUCUCUCUAAAUUUACGCGCGAAGAAGAGAACAUGAAGAACAACCGAACCGGAGGAGGGAAAGUAUCACCUAAAUGGAUUAUCAUUUUCAGCAUCUUCAGUUUCGUCCUUGGCAUGCUCUUUACAAACAGGGUGUGGGAUCCAAUUGAAUCCGAUGGGAGGAUCAUGAGGCGGAAAGAACAAGAGACAAAAUUCGUCACCGAUGAUUGUAUAACAAACAAGGAUAAUGAUCUACUGGGAGAAGUUCAUAAAACCCAACAAGCAAUCCAGUCUAAUAGGUCACUAGGAAACUCGAUUUCAGAGCUGAAAUUGGAGCUCCCAAGCAAUCAGAAUUCAUCCAAAGAAGUGAAAGAUGAUAAUUUGAUUUCUAAUAAGACAAAGAAAGUUGAAGUUGAAGUUGAAGUUGAAGACAAGAUUGAGAGAAGGAAAAAGGCGUUUAUGGUUAUUGGGAUCAACACUGCUUUUAGUAGUAGAAGGAGACGUGAUUCGAUUAGGGAAACAUGGAUGCCUAGGGGCGAAAAGCUACUUCAACUCGAGAAGGAAAAGGGUAUUGUUGUCCGUUUCAUGAUUGGCCAUAGUGCGACAUCUAAAAGCAUUCUAGAUCGAGCCAUCGACUCUGAAGAAGCUCAACAUAAAGAUUUCUUUAGGCUUGAACAUGUUGAAGGGUAUCAUGAAUUGACUGCUAAAACACGCAUAUUCUUUUCUACUGCAUUUGCCAAAUGGGAUGCAAAGUUUUAUGUCAAAGUGGAUGAUGAUGUUCAUGUCAAUCUUGGCAUGUUAGCUACAACUCUUGGAAGAUAUCAGUCAAAACAGAGAGUGUACACAGGGUGUAUGAAAUCCGGGCCUGUUCUCUCCCAAAAGAAUGUGAAAUACCAUGAACCUGAAUACUGGAAAUUUGGAGAAGAAGGAAAUAAAUAUUUUAGGCAUGCAACUGGUCAGAUUUAUGCCAUUUCUAAUGAUUUAGCUGCGUACAUCUCCACCAAUCAGCCCAUUUUGCAUAAAUUUGCUAAUGAAGACGUGUCACUUGGUGCUUGGUUUAUUGGUCUUGAUGUUGAGCACAUUGAUGAUCGCAAUAUGUGUUGUGGGACCCCUCCUGAUUGCGAAUGGAAGGCAGAAGCGGGUAACGUAUGCAUUGCAUCAUUCGAUUGGAGUUGCAGUGGAAUUUGUCGUUCGGUUGAAAGACUCAAAGAUGUUCACAAAAGAUGUGGUGAAGAUCCCGCAGCUCUUUGGAAUGCACAAUAUUGAAAAUAUAACAAAUUAUGCUUAAAUCAGUUAGUUAGAGUGAAAUAUGAUGAGAUCCGAUUUUCUGUAACGUUUAUCUUGUGUGCUAAUACGCCUUUACUUAUACAACAAAUAUAUAAUGUUGCAGAAAAAGAAAGCAAAAAUUUUGGUUAGAUAGUGGUGCAAAACAUUUAGUUGGAUCGCUAUUUGUUUAUAUAUGAUUCAAGAAAUAGGAGCAAACGAUUUGUUUGAUAAA
Messenger RNA from Lactuca sativa (garden lettuce), 1595 nucleotides. Its product is annotated as beta-1,3-galactosyltransferase 7. The record is from RefSeq and is a predicted model, not a curated record. Gene Ontology annotation, molecular function: beta-1,3-galactosyltransferase activity. Lineage: Eukaryota; Viridiplantae; Streptophyta; Magnoliopsida; Asterales; Asteraceae. Gene Ontology annotation, cellular component: Golgi membrane.